AAGUCUAAACCCUCUCCAGUCUCCCACCUACCCCGCCGCCGCGCCGCCGCGCCACAGCCGCGCGUGCAGCGAACGUCGGCGCCAGUGCCACGCUCAUGGCCGCCACCUCCCAUUCCCUCCUCUCCCCGGCGCCCACAUCGCUCCCCCGCGCCCGCAUCACCUUCCCCGUCGCCCGCGCCGUCGCCCUCCGCCGUCGCCCCUCUUUCCCGGCCGUCGCGGCGGCGGUCUCUUCGAUGGCGUCCUCGGAUGGCGAGGAGAAGAAGGAGACCAAGCUGUGGGGCGGGCGCUUCGAGGAGGGCGUCACCGACGCCGUGGAGCGCUUCACGGAGUCAAUCUCCUACGACUGGCAGCUGUACAAGUACGAUAUCAUGGGCAGCAAGGCCCACGCGUCCAUGCUCGCCGCCCAGGGUUUGAUAACCACCGGUGAUAGGGAUAUUAUCUUGGAGGGCCUAGAUCAAAUCGAGAAGCAGAUUCAAGAUGGCAAGUUUGAGUGGAGAAAGGAUAGGGAGGACGUGCACAUGAACAUCGAGGCAGCUCUGAUUGAGAAAGUUGGUGAGCCGGCCAAGAAGUUACACACUGCUAGGAGCCGCAACGACCAAAUUGUGACGGAUCUUAGGUUGUGGUGCCGCGAUGCUAUUGACAAGAUUUUGAUUCGCAUCAAACAGUUUCAGGUGUCUCUGGUUUUGUUAGCUUCAAAAUAUGUUGACUUAAUUGUCCCCGGUUAUACCCAUCUUCAAAGGGCACAACCUGUUUUGCUGCCACAUCUUCUCUUAUCAUAUGUUGAACAGUUGGAGCGUGAUGCUGGCCGGCUGCUCGACUGCAGGGAAAGAGUGAAUUUCUGCCCUCUCGGUGCUUGUGCUUUGGCUGGAACUGGACUCCCCAUUGAUAGGUUCAAAACCGCUAAAGAUUUGAAGUUUACAGCUCCGAUGAAGAACAGUAUUGAUGCAGUGUCAGAUCGUGACUUUGUUUUGGAGUUUCUUGCUGCCAACUCUAUUGCUGCUAUUCAUCUUUCCCGCAUUGGCGAAGAGUGGGUCUUGUGGGCAUCAGAGGAGUUCGGAUUCUUGACACCAAGUGACAAGGUUUCAACUGGAAGCAGCAUUAUGCCACAGAAGAAAAAUCCAGAUCCGAUGGAGCUUGUCCGUGGAAAAUCUGCUAGGGUUGUUGGUGAUCUCAUGACUGUCCUAGUCCUCUGCAAAGGCCUUCCACAGGCCUACAACCGUGACCUACAGGAAGACAAGGAACCCUUGUUUGACAGUGUGAAGGCCAUACUAGGAAUGCUUGAAGUAUGUAGCGAGUUUGCUCAAAACAUCUCUUUUAACUCGAAAAGAAUACAAAGCUCGCUGCCUGCCGGUUAUCUGGAUGCAACAACACUGGCAGAUUAUCUUGUGAAGAAGGGGGUUCCAUUCAGAACUUCUCACGAGAUAGUUGGAAGGUGCGUGGCCUUAUGCGUGUCGAAGAACUGCCAGCUGACAGAGCUUGAAAUGCACGACUUGAAAGCGGUUCACCCUGUCUUCGAGGCCGAUGUGUACGCCUAUUUGGGUGUGGAAAACGCCGUCAACAAGUUCAUAUCUUACGGUUCUACGGGUUCAGAACAGGUAAAGAAACAGCUUGAAGAUUGGCGCCUUCAGCUUGGGAUCAACCCAUAAGGCGCAGCAUCAACAGAGGAAUAAAUCCCCCCAAGUCUAGUGUGGCUGUUGCUUAUUUUGGGAGGUGGGUUGUAGUCUGUAAACCAGAGACGUUUUAUGAACGUGGUUCCUGUAAACUAUUGUGGCUGUUGCUUCAUUUGAGAGUUGGAGUGAUCCGUGCAACGUUUUAUUUGUAAGGCACAUGCAAUUUUACUGAAAUGGCUGUGUUUGAUCUCCA
This is a messenger RNA of Hordeum vulgare subsp. vulgare (domesticated barley), 1863 nucleotides long. RefSeq names its product argininosuccinate lyase, chloroplastic. The transcript has 7 exons. Gene Ontology annotation, cellular component: cytosol. Bases 96 to 1646 code for a protein of 516 amino acids. Gene Ontology annotation, molecular function: argininosuccinate lyase activity. NCBI's taxonomy places the organism in Eukaryota, Viridiplantae, Streptophyta, Magnoliopsida, Poales, Poaceae. The record is from RefSeq and is a predicted model, not a curated record.